AUGAGCAGUUUAGACGUUUUGCCAUUGGAAGUUAUAGACAAGACCAUAGACCAGCAGGUACACAUAAUAUUACAGUCAAAUCGCGAAUUUAGCGGUAAGUUGGUGGGAUUUGAUGAGUUUGUAAAUGUGAUCUUGGAAGAUCCAAUCGAAUACACUACAGAAAUUACAGCAAAUGACGGUUUGAAAAGUGAAGUGGUAAUGGAACACCAUGGAAGGAUGCUAUUAAGUGGUAAUAACAUUACUAUGCUUGUGCCUGGUGGUAAGAAGCUAUAA
Molecule: messenger RNA, 273 nt
Organism: Nakaseomyces glabratus
Lineage: Eukaryota; Fungi; Ascomycota; Saccharomycetes; Saccharomycetales; Saccharomycetaceae
Gene: LSM5
Product: RNA-binding protein LSM5
Biological process (GO): mRNA splicing, via spliceosome
Cellular component (GO): Lsm1-7-Pat1 complex; U4/U6 x U5 tri-snRNP complex; U6 snRNP
Molecular function (GO): RNA binding
Source: RefSeq, a predicted model, not a curated record